GCGGAGCGUGGCCCAGCACCGCCCCUCCGCUCCCGCCCUCCCGGCGCGGCUCCUCUGCGCGCUGCUCCUCUCGCCGCCCGCCCGGACCGCGGACCCUCCUCGGCGGCGCCGGCCUGCGGCCCGGCUCCUCAAUUGUUCAUCUGUUCUGAAAGGAACUGUUCCUGCUGAUAGCUCACAUACAUCCCCAAACUUUGGUUCAGUUACUGAAGUGGAUCCCAGGAUGCUGCCACGAAAUCUACCUCCUCUCUUACUUUCUCUCACUUCUAUGCAGCAUUAUUGCAAAUCUGAACACCAUAUCUACAGACUAUCUUGGAGUCCUCUGAAGAAGAGUUUGGUGCAUACUUAACGUGGAAUGAUUGAGGAGUUGUUCUAAAUCUGCAACAAAAUAUUAACUAGUGAAUCUGAGUGUCUCAGGUUCUGCGUGCUACAAAUAACCUCACUUAGAGUUCUUUCUCUUUUGACUGAGGCAUUCACCUGAUCUUCCCAUCAGAAAGACUGCAGCCGCCUUAAUCGGGUCCUAGAGAUAUUAAUGGAAUACAGUCAUGUCCACUCAGGACGAGAGGCAGAUCAAUACGGAAUAUGCCGUUUCCUUGUUGGAACAGUUAAAACUGUUCUAUGAACAGCAGCUGCUAACUGAUAUAGUGUUAAUUGUUGAGGGCACCGAGUUCCCUUGUCAUAAGAUGGUUCUUGCAACGUGUAGCUCUUAUUUCAGGGCCAUGUUCAUGAUUGGACUCAGCGAAAGUAAACAGACGCAUGUGAACCUGAGGAAUGUUGACUCGGCUACUUUACAGCUCAUCAUAGCUUACGCAUACACGGGGAAUUUGGCGAUAACUGACAGCACUGUGGAACAGCUCUACGAGACAGCUUGCUUCCUGCAGGUAGAAGAUGUGUUACAGCGAUGUCGAGAAUACUUAAUUAAAAAAAUAAAUGCAGAGAACUGUGUUCGCUUAUUGAGUUUUGCGGAUCUCUUCAGCUGUGAGGAGUUGAAGCAAAGUGCCAAGCGGAUGGUGGAACACAAGUUCACCGCUGUGUAUCACCAGGACGCGUUCAUGCAGCUGUCUCAUGACCUGCUCAUAGACAUCCUAAGUAGUGACAACUUGAAUGUGGAGAAGGAGGAGACAGUCCGAGAAGCCGCCAUGUUGUGGCUGGAGUACAACCCAGAAUCCCGGUCACAGUAUCUGUCCUCGGUUCUCAGCCAAAUCAGAAUAGACGCCCUUUCAGAAGUAACGCAAAGAGCCUGGUUUCAAGGUCUCCCACCCAACGAUAAAUCUGUCGUGGUUCAGGGUCUCUAUAAGUCUAUGCCCAAGUUUUUUAAGCCGAGACUUGGCAUGACUAAAGAGGAAAUGAUGAUUUUCAUCGAGGCUGCUUCUGAAAACCCCGGCAGUCUUUACUCAUCUGUCUGUUAGCCCCAAGCAGAAAAAGUUUACAAGAUUUGUAGUCCACCUGCUGACUUGCAUAAGGUCGGAACCCUUGUAACUCCCGAUAAUGACAUCUACAUAGCAGGGGGGCAAGUUCCUCUGAAAAACACAAAAAUGAAUUACAGCAAAACAAGCAAACUGCAGGCGGCCUUCAGAACAGUGAAUUGCUUUUACUGGUUUGAUGCACAGCAGAACACUUGGUUCCCAAAGACCCCAAUGCUCCUCGUCCGCAUCAAGCCCUCUCUGGUUUGCUGUGAAGGCUACAUCUAUGCGAUUGGAGGAGAUAGUGUCGGGGGGGAGCUCAACCGGAGGACUGUGGAAAGGUAUGACACUGAGAAGGACGAGUGGACCCUGGUGAGCCCAUUGCCUUGUGCCUGGCAGUGGAGCGCGGCGGUCGUGGUCCAUGAUUGCAUUUAUGUGAUGACACUGAAUCUCAUGUACUGCUACUUUCCAAGGUCAGAUUCCUGGGUGGAGAUGGCCAUGAGGCAGACGAGCAGAUCCUUCGCUUCUGCGGCAGCUUUUGGCGAUCAGAUCUUCUACAUUGGAGGCCUCCACAUCGCCAGCAGCUCUGGCUUGAGGCUGCCGACCAGCACCGUCGACGGGUCUUCGGUCACCGUGGAAGUGUACGACGUAAACAAGAAUGAAUGGAGGAUGGCGGCCAAUAUCCCUGCCAAGCGCUACUCUGACCCUUGUGUGAGAGCCGUGGUGAUCUCGAAUUCUCUGUGCGUUUUUAUGCGAGAAACCCACUUAAACGAGCGGGCAAAGUACGCCACCUACCAGUACGAUGUGGAGCUCGACCGCUGGUCUCUGCGGCAGCACAUAUCCGAGCGCGUGCUCUGGGACUUGGGGAGAGAUUUCCGAUGCGCCGUGGGGAAGCUGUAUCCAUCUUGCCUCGAAGAAUCUCCGUGGAAACCACCGACGUGUCUUUUUUCUCCUGACGGAGCCGAUGACUUUGAGCUGGACAGGGACAUGGUUGCCUUGCCCCCUGUAUAGGGGUGGGGCUGAGGACGUGCACAGCCGCCCGUGCUCUGGAGUCACCUUUAGAGAGCUUUGUGAGAGGAGGACCAGAAAUGGGAACGUUCAGUCCUGUCUUUCAUCGAUUGUAUUUUUAUGCCCUACUCAAUAUUUGCAGCAGUAUAAUACAUGUAUCAGUGAGUCUUAUGGAGAGAUAGACUACCAUAAUCUGAAAUAGUUUAUCCGAUAAUUGAGAAACUCUUAUAUGUAUCACAAGAGCCUGAGCAUCUGGAGUAUCUUAUUUUUAGCCCUGUGACCUUACCACGUGGGUCAGGUUUGCUUCAUAAAGGUGGUUGGGUGUGCCUUGUGUGUCUCAUCCCAAGUCCUUGUGAGACCCUUUUUAUGUAUGUUCAUGAUUCCCGUGCUUCUCUGUGGAAGGGCUGGAAAAGCGUUUUGUGUGGGGGGGUCUCCGAGGUGAGCUCCCACCCCUCUCUCCCAGUCUAGUCCCAAGAGAGCUUCGCCUUGUGUUUGAUGGGCGUUCCACAGGGCGCGCAGCCCCUGACUGCAGGACCAGUCAGCUGGACCACUCCCAGCUGGGUCUUUGGAGGACAGGUCUUCCGAGCAGUGGGUGGAUGAACAGCUUGCUGGGCUUGCGGGAGAAAUUGCGGGUCUGGAUGGGGUUUGAAUCAGUCAGUGCCUCCACGUCCUGUGUUACAGGAACAUUGGCUCAUGCAUAUAUGACUUCCUGCUGCUGCCGCCGAGGUAUUUUUCCAAUGUAAAACCAAGAUUUAGUGUGGGUUAACCAGGUCUUUUAAUUUUGGUUAAUUGAAUAAGAAGCAUUACUGUGGAGUGAUUGUGUACGGAUAACCCUUUAGCUAUCAGGUUGUGUUUUUUUUUUCUUUUGGGGUCGGGGGGUGGGAUCACGGUCAGGUUUUCGGGGAUGAAGCAUUCAGGAAUCCUCUGCAUGAGGUGGGCAGCAGGGCAGACGCCAGGGGCCGCUCUGGACCUGAUCCCAGGAACCACUAGAAGAGGCGGGACUCCCCCCACUCUCCCAGAAGCACAGGUGCUUCAUGACCAACGUUACCAGCAUGUUGAGCUGCAUCCUGUUCGGCACUGUAUUUUGACUGGCAUUAAUUUAUUAAAGAAAUUGUACC
Molecule: messenger RNA, 3526 nt
Organism: Phascolarctos cinereus (koala)
Lineage: Eukaryota; Metazoa; Chordata; Mammalia; Diprotodontia; Phascolarctidae
Gene: KBTBD2
Product: kelch repeat and BTB domain containing 2
Molecular function (GO): protein binding
Source: RefSeq, a predicted model, not a curated record